Messenger RNA from Oryctolagus cuniculus (rabbit), 13047 nucleotides. The record is from RefSeq and is a predicted model, not a curated record. NCBI's taxonomy places the organism in Eukaryota, Metazoa, Chordata, Mammalia, Lagomorpha, Leporidae.
GCUAGGCAAGGACUGUCCUAUGGGGAGGAGAAACGAGACUGGGCUGCGAGUUGGCGAUAGGGUUUCGCUUUGGGGGCGUGGCUUAGGGGUCCUCGCUUUCCCGCCGACGGUUGGCCACGUCACGUGACAUGGGUUGGAAGAUGGCGUCUCCCACAGACGGGACAGAUCUGGAAGCAUCUUUGCUAAGUUUUGAAAAACUUGACCGUGCCUCACCAGAUCUUUGGCCAGAGCAAUUACCAGGUGUUGCUGAAUUCGCUGCUUCCUUCAAAAGUCCUAUUACUAGCUCCCCACCCAAAUGGAUGGCUGAAAUAGAACGUGAUGAUAUUGACAUGUUGAAAGAACUGGGAAGCCUCACCACGGCUAAUUUGAUGGAGAAGGUACGAGGCCUACAGAACCUGGCCUAUCAGCUGGGACUGGAUGAGUGCGCAUUAGCGGGGAGCUGGAUCAGAAGCUGAGGAGCCAGGACUCAAAUGCCAGCAUUGCACAAGGUGCUUAACCCUCUGCACUACAGCAUCACCAUCGCCCAAGGGUGUGAGUGUGUUUUAAAUCAAGAACAGUGGUUAGAUUUUUAGUCAGUCCUUUAGCGAGAACAAAGCCAGAAGCAAUAGGUGUGCUUCGGGAUAGAGGAAAGAACUGGGUGCCUAUGUCUCUAUCGAGAUUCAGAUUCUGUGGCCUGAAUCUCCCUGGAUCUGUGUGAAUUAAGUCUCUUGAUAAAAGAGUUUGACUUGAGGGGUUUAUGGUGUAGCAGGUAAAGCCACCACCUGCAGUGCCUUCAUCACAGUGGGGGCUGGUUUGAGUCCAGGCUGCUCCACUUCUGAUCCAGCUCCCUGCUAUGGCCUGGGAAAGCUGUAGAAGUGGGUGCAUGGGCCCCUACACCCACGUGGGAGACCCAGAAGAGUGCCUGGCUCCUGGCUUCGGACUGGCGCAGCUCCAGCCAUGGUGGCCAUUUGGGGAGCAAACCAGCAGAAAGAAGACCUUUAUCUGUCUCACCCUCUCACUGUAGAGUCUGUAACUCUACCUCUCAAACAAAUAAAUAAAAUCUUUAAAAAAAAAAACAACUUUAUUGAGAUGUUUCCAACAUAGCAUAAAAUUCACCCACUUAAAGUAUGUAAAUCAAUGGGAAUUUUAGUAUAUUUACAGAAUUAUGCAAGUGUUACCACAGUCUUAAUUUUGGAAUAUUUCCACCACCCCAAAAAACACCUAGAUACCAUUUCGGUCACUCCCCAUUUCCCCUGGUUCUACCCAUCCCAGCCUACAAGCCAACCCAAGAUAACCACUAACCAGCCUACCAUCUCUGGAUUGCAUCCUUUUUUAUUACCAAAUAAUAUUCUGUUGCAGGGACAUGUCAUAUUUUAUUUAUUUGGUCAACAGUUAGUAGACAUGUGGGUUUCUGCUGUUUAGCUGUUAUGAAUAAUAUUGUCAUGAAUAUUUGUGCACAAGUUUUUGUGUCAUUACUAUUUUUAUUUUCUUACCAGCAAACCACAUAAGCACAACAAAAAGUGUAGCAUAAGGGGGUACAUAUAAAAUAAGAAUAGCUGAAAGCUAACCUUUAUUGAAGCUUGGGGAUAGGGACGUGAGGUUCAUGCUUAAAAAUUUUCCAUAAUUAAAAAAACACCUUGGGCUGGCAUCCCAAAUGAGCACUGAUUGAUUCGCGCCUCAGCUGUUCCACUUCCGAUCCAGCUCCCUGCUGAUAUGUCUGGGAAGCAGUGGAAGAUGGCCCAAGUGUAGCCCCUAUCACCCACGUGGGAGACCUGGAUGGAGUUCCAGGCUCCUGGCUUCAUCAUGGCCCAGCCUUAGCCAUUGCAGCCAUCUGCAGAGUGAACCAGUGGAUGGAAGAUUUAUUUCUCUCUCUCUCUCCCUCUCUUCCUCUCUCCUUCCCUCCCUCCCUCCCUCCUCCCCCUCUGUUACUCUGUCUUUCAAAUAAAUAAAUCUUUAAAAAAAAGAAAAACAACCUCACCAAAUACUUUCUGGAAGUAUAACUCUAUCUCAUUAUCCCUGUAUUUUUUUAAAAAGAUUUGUUUUAGUUAUUUGAAAGACAGAAUUACAGAGGGAGGCAGAGCUAGAGAGAGAGAGAGAGAGAGAGAGAGAGAGAGAGGUCUUCCAUCCUCUGGUUUACUCCCCAGUUGGCCGCAACAGCUGGAGCUGAGCUGAUCCGAAGCCAGGAGCCAAGAGUUUCUUCCGGGUCUUCCACGCAGGUGCAAGGGCCCAAGGACUUGGGCCAUCUUCUGCUGCUUUCCCAGGCCAUAGCAGAGAGCUGGAUCAGAAGUGGAGCAGCCAGGACUUGAAGCAAUGCCCAUAUGGGAUGCUGACCCUGUAGGCUGGGGCUUUAACCCGCUGUGCCACAGCACUGGCCCCUAUCCCUGCAUUUUAUAAUGUGAUUCAUAAGGCUAGAAGUAACAUGGAUGAGUACUAAACGAGGCAUGGGCCAGGAAACAAAUGUUCACAAUGGCCAAGGCUGGGCUUUAGCCUGACAGAGCUAGGAAUCACACCCAGGCACAUUACUGUGGGAUCUGGGCAACUUAACCACUAGCCUGACACUCCUUUAACCUUCUUUUGAUGUAGACACAUGUUUAUAUAUGAUGCCAUAAAUUUUACAUUAGAACACCCAGGUAGAAUUGUAGCUUAAAAUGAGGGAAGCAUAUAUUGAGUGAUCCAAAUACAUUUAAACUGAUAAGUCACUCAGCUGUUUCUUAGUCUCCCCUUUUUCUUUGAGUCAUUUAGAAACUGUGACUGAGUAAGCAAAAAUAACCAGUCCUUUUUGCUUCAUCAUGCUCAGUGCUAGAUUUCAUUUCAAGGAACCCUGGGAUUUGAUAUUUCCUAUAUUGAGCUGGAAUGUAGAAGUAUGGCUUAUUGUGAUUCCAUUUACAAUUGGUUGGCCAUCUUAAGAUACAAAAAGCUGAAUGAUAGGUCAUCUUCUAUUUUUUUUUUUAAAUCUCAGUCAUAUAUUCUUGCUUUGUUUCUUGGAGUGAAAGUUUUAGAAUAUAUGCUUACAAUGCUGAAUAGCUUCUAGAAUAUAUAAGUUAAUUGCUCUGUUGAUGUUAACCUCAAACACAAACCAUUGUAAAGAAGCGAAUUUGUCAGUUGCUCAAGCAGAGCUUGAGUGAUCACCCAGUGGUUCAGAGGCCGGCUCUGUGGCAUAAUAGGCUACGCCCUGCCCUGCGGUGCCGGUUCAAGUCCCAGCUGCUCUUCUUCUGAUCCAGCUCUCUCUGCUAGUGGCCUGGGAAAGCAAUGGAGGGUGACCUAAGUUCUUGGGCCCCUGCACCCACAUGAGAGACCUGGAAGAAGCUUCGGGUUUCUGGCUUAGAUCAGCCCAGCUCUGGCCAUUGUGACCAUCUGGGGAGUGAACCAGCAGAUUUCCAUAUCCCAGACACUCUGUCUCUCUCUCUCUCUCUCUCUCUCUCUAACUCUGCCUCUCAGAUAAAUAAAUAAAAUCUUAAGAAUAAAAAAAAGUGAUUCAAAAGGACAAGUGUUAUGGUGCAGGUGGUUAAGCGACCUCCUGGGAUGCCUGCAUCCCGUAUCAAAGUGCCUAGGAUUGAGUCCUGCCUCUGCUUCCAGCUAAUGUGCACCCUAGGAGGCAGCAGGAGAUGGCUGAAGUGUGGGGUUCCCUGUCACUCCCACCGGGAGACCCGAUGGAGUUCCGGGCUCUUAGUUUCUCCCUGGCCUAACCCUAGAUGUUAUGGCCAUUUGGAGAGUGAACCAACAGAUGGAAGCUCUCUCUCACGCUCUUUCUUUUUUUCUCUUUCUCUCUGUCCCUGCCUUGCAAGUAAAAUUAACGUAAAUAAAUAUAUAAAUAAUUUUAAAAGAAGUGUCCUUGGGGCCAGCGCUGUGGCUUAGCAGGCUAGACCGGCUCUCUCAGGCGCUCCUCUUGUGAUCCAGCUCUCUGCUGUGGCCUGGGAAAGCAGUGAAAUAUGGCCAAAGUGCUGGGGCCCUUGCACCCAUAUGGGAGACCAGGAGGAAGCUCCUGGGUCCUGGCUUUGGAUUGGUCUGGUUCCCACUGUUAUGGCCAUUUGGAAAGUGAAUCAGUGGAUAGAAGACUUUUUUCUGUCUCUGCUUCUCUGUCUGUAGCUGUACCUCUCAAAUAAAUUUUUAAAAAUCUUAAAAACAGAAGUGUCCUUAGCCUGCCUGGGUAUUCUCAGAUAAUGUGUUCCUGAAGGCUCAGGUCAGACAUCACCUCCUAAGGCUGUUUCUGUCUGUUCGACCCAAGACUUCUGUGGAAUUAAUCAUCUCCAUUUCUAGCCUCAUAAUGUCUUUUAUACUCCUCUGAUAGCAUCUGUGACAUUGUUUGAUAAUUAUUUAUUUCCCAGCCUGCCCUCUACUGAGAUUCUCAAGGUUAAAGAUUUUAUUGCAGCAUUAAUACUGAGCACUGUGGGUGGCAGUCAGUAUAGAGCUAAAGUUUUGGUAUAGCUUUCUAAUCCUUGGACUGAAUGUUUUGAUUUUCUCCUUUGUUUCUAAUAUUUUUUUCCAAAAUGUUGCUAAUAUUUUUAAACAGAUAAAUUCUCCCCUCCUUUUUUUUAGCUUUAUAGUAAUAUGCUUUAAGAUAUAUGUUUUUAUCUUUGAUAAAAUACAACCCUGCCUUCUCUGUUAGUAAUACACUAGAUCUCCAGCAAAUGAGAAAAAUCAAAGACCCUGAAUAAUACAGGUUAGGGGUUCUCAACCAUGAGUUAGACUCGCCUGUGGGACUUGUUAAACUGUGAGUUCCUGGCUCACCCUCUUAUAGUGUGAUUCAGGAGAUAUGAGAUAAGGCCUGACAAAUUGUUUAUCUAACAAGUGACACUGAUGCACUUGGUCCAGGGAUCAGACUUUGAGAACCACUUAUAUAGGUUAUAAAUUGUAGCUAACUUACCUGAAGACAUCCAUUGCUUACAAUAGAAUAUAAUUCACUAGAUGUUUUGCCUUCUAUUAUAUUUUGCCAUUUUGACUAAGAUCCUAAAUAUGAGCUGUGUUUUCAGUAAGAGAGUGUUGCUUCAUUCAGCACACAUUUAUUGCAUGUUAACUGUAUGCAGGUUAAGCUCUGGAGUUUCAGUGACACAGACUAUUAUAUAUAAUAUACAAUUUUCUGGCUCAGGCUAUUUUUGUCUUCUAAUUAUCUAAAGCUAAUAAUCCAUGAGUGUUGUAAAUAAGAUCACUUAUAACAUCAAAUAGGAUAUUCUGAAAAACAGAAGAUUAAUUAGCUGUUAUUUUUAAUCACAGGAAAAAUAACCACUACCAUGUGACUUCCUAUAUAGAUAUGCCAUACAAUCAAUGUCUUAGAUGAUUGUGACGUGCUUGUAAAAUAAAAGUUGUACAUUUAGGGGCCAGCAUUAUAGCGCAGCGAGUUAAGUUGCUGCCUGUGAAACCAACAUCCCAUGUGAGCACUCAGUCCAAUCCAAGCUUCUCUACUUCUGAUCCAGCUCCCUGCUGGUGUGUGUGUGGGAAAGCAACUGAAGAUGACCCAAGUGAUGGGCCCCUUCCACUCAUGUGGGAGACCCAGAUGGAGUUCCAGGCUCUUGCUUUGGCUUGGCCAAGCCCUGGCCUUUGUGGCUAUUUGGGGAGUGAACCAGUAGAUGGAAGGUCUCGCUGUCUCUCCCUCCCCUCUCUGCAACUCUACCUUUCAAAAUAAAUAAAUAAAUCUUUUCUUGUAAAAAGAAAAGAAAUUGUACCUUUGUACUCUCCUACAUGAUUUUUUUUUUUUUUAUUUUUUUUUAUUUUUUAUUUUUUUGACAGGCAGAGUGGACAGUGAGAGAGAGAGACAGAGAGAAAGGUCUUCCUUUGCCGUUGGUUCACCCUCCAAUGGCCGCCGCGGCCGGCGCGCUGCGGCCGGCGCACCGCGCUGAUCCGAUGGCAGGAGCCAGGAGCCAGGUGCUUAUCCUGGUCUCCCAUGGGGUGCAGGGCCCAAGCACCUGGGCCAUCCUCCACUGCACUCCCUGGCCACAGCAGAGGGCUGGCCUGGAAGAGGGGCAACCGGGACAGAAUCCGGCACCCCGACCGGGACUAGAACCCGGUGUGCCGGUGCCGCUAGGCGGAGGAUUAGCCUAGUGAGCCGCGGCGCCGGCCUACUCCUACAUGAUUUAAGAGGAAAAAGAUAUUUAAAAUUAAAGCUUACUGGACGACUAUUUUUUUCCAGGUAUGUUAGGGAAAUUAUCUUUGAAAGUCUCUUCCCUCGAUGAAUUUAUUAUCCAGUCAGGUUGAGAAAAUGAACCAUACAUAUGUGAAACCAUAAUGCAAACAAUUAAAAAUCAAAUUAUCAGCUAGAACAAGUAAUUCGUUUUAAAUUGGAUAAAUCAGCAUCUAUAAGGUAAAAGAGUGAUCAAAGUAAGGUAGGAUUAGUGAGAUCAUCGUUUAUAUACAGAGCUGUUGAUAGGAUGAGGACGAACUAGUUGGGUAUUAGUUGGACUAUGAGAGUUUCAGUUAAGCUGUUCCUUCUUGUAACUGUUAGCUCUCAGACUGCUUAGACCUUAAUCUUGCUACCUACCUCAAAAGCUUUGUCUGAGGGGCUUCUGAGCAAGUUAAGCUGCUGCUUGUGACACUGGCAUCCCAUAUCAGAAUGCCCCUGGAAAGGCAGCGGAAGGUGGCCCAGGGACUUGGGUUCCUGCCACCUUGUGGAAGACCAGGAGGAAGUUCCUGGCUCCUGGAUUCAGCUUGGCCUGCAUCUGGCUGUUGUGGCCAUUCGGGGAGUGAACCAGUGGAUGGGCGAUCUUUCUCUCUGUUCCUCUCUAUUGCUCUGCCUUUCAAAUAAAUAAAUCUUUAAAAAAGUUUUUUUUCUUCUGAGAAGAAGAAUAAAUAACCAUGAACUCAUUUCUUCUGCCUCCCAGAGAAUUUUGUAGAAGCAACAUGUUGAGCCAUGGAGCUUCACUUAUACCUGUUUUAUGGGCAAUGUGAAAUUUGCUCAUAGAUUUGUCAGCUUUAUUUCUGAAGUAAGAGAAAGAUUGGUUGGAAGGCAGCAGCUUUUUAUUAUUAGACUUACCCCAAGUUCAAUUUGGUAGACUUAAAAAAAAUAUGUAAUCUGUUUUUGAUUGUUGGUCAUGUGUAAUUUGUUCCUCAUCCAAAGAAUUUAACGAUGGAAAUAAACAUUCAUGACAUGAAAAGUUACCCUCUUUCUAAAGCUUUUCCUGUCCAUCCAUUUCCAAGCCCUCUGCAGAAUUAAUUAUUCCCACCUCUGUUUCCUGGCCCACUCUUCCCCGUACUCAUUCAUGUUACUUCUAGCCUUAUGAAUUACAUUAUGAUAUGUAGUGAUAAUGAGAAAAGGCUGUAUUUCCAGAAAAGUAUUUGGUGAGGUGGUUUUUUUUUAAUUAUGGGAAAAUUUCAAGCAUAUACUAAACUAGGGAGAAUAUUAUAAUGAACCCAAGUGCCCAGCCCCCAGCUUUAAUAAUGAUCAGCUUUCUGCAGUUUUUAUUUUAUCUAUGCCCCCUUAUACUACACUUUUUGUUGUGCUUAUGUUUGCUGGCUAUUUUAAAGCAAAUCCUGGAUGUCAUAUUGUUUCAUCUAUAUAAUUUUUUUAAGAUUAUUUAUUUAUUUAUUUAUUAGAGAGGCAGAGACAGAGAAAGUGAAGGCUUCCAUUGCUGGUUAACUCUCCAGAUGGCUGCAGUGGCUGGAGCUGGGCCGAUCUGAAGCCAGGAGCCAGGAGCUUCUUCCAGGUCUCCCAUGUGGUUGCAGGGGCCCAAGAAGUUGGGCCAUCUUCUACUGCUUUCCCAGGCCAUAGCAGAGAGCUGGAUCAGAAGUGGAACAUCUGGGACUUGAACUGGCACCCAUAUAAGAUGCCAGCACUGCAGGCAGCAGCUUUACCUGAUAUGCCACAGUGCCAGCCCCUCAUCUAUAGAUAUUUUAGUGUGUAUCUUUAAACAAAACAGUCCACCCCUUUUAUUUUUUGUUUUUUUAAAAUGUUUAUUUAUUUGAAAGGCAGAGAGAGAAUGAGAAUGAAUCUUUCAUUUACUAGUUUACUCCCCAAAUUGCUGCAAUACCCAGGGCUAGGCUGAAAUCAGGAGCCAGGAGCUCAAUCCUGGUCUCCCACUUGGGUAGCAGGCACCCAAGCACUUGGCCAUCCUCCACUGCCUUCCUAGGUACAUUAGCAGAAAGCUGGCUAGGAAACAGAAGAGCUGGGACUCAAACUAGCAUGGGAUGCCUAGGUUGUAAGCAGUGGCUUAGCCUACUGUGCCACAAACAGUGCCACUAUUAUCACACUGAACAAAAGUAAAUAAUAAUUCCUUAAUGGCAAAAUUGUAUUUUUUAAUUGGCUUAUUUGAAUCAGGAUCCAGGUGAGGUCCACACAUUGCAUUUAGCUGAAUGAAUCUUAAGUCUCUUUUUUGUUUUGUUUGUUUGUUUGAAAAGAUUUAUUUAUUUGAAAGUCUGAGUUACAGAGAGAGAAUGAGAGGCAGAGAGAGAGAGGUCUUCCAUCCGCUAGCUCACUGCCCAAUUGGCUGCAACGGCUGGAGCUGUGCCGAUCCAAAGCCAGGAGCCAGGGGCUUCUUCUGGGUCUCCCACAUGGGUGCAGGGACCCAAGGACUUGGGCCAUCUUCUACUGCUUUCCCAGGCCAUAGCAGAGAGCUGAUCAGAAGUGGAGCAGCCAGGACUCAAACUGGCAUCUGUAUGGAUGCUGGCCUUGCAGGUGGUGGCUUUACCCACUAAGCCACAGCGCCAGCCCCAAUCUUAAGUCUCUUAAUCUUUCCUAUAAUCACACCCCAACUUCCCCCAGGAUUUUACCCCAUGAAAUUUAAUUGAAAAAAACUGGGUGUUGGGCCAGCGCUGUGGCGCAGUAGGUUAAUCCUCUGCCUGCGGUGCUGGCAUCCCAUAUGGCCACUGGUUCUAGUCCCGGCUGCUCCCCUUCCAAUCCUGCUCUCUGAUAUGGCCUGGGAAAGCAGUAGAAGAUGGCCCAAAUGUUUGGGACCCUGCACCCACAUGGGAGAGCGGGAAAAAGCUCCUCGCUCCUGGCUCCUGGCUUCAGAUCGCCCAGCUCCAGCUGUUACAGCCAUUUGGGGAGUGAACCAAGAGAAGGAAGAUCUUUCUCUGUAUCUCUCCCUCUCACUGUCUAUAACUCUGCCUCUCAAAUAAAGAAUAAAGCUGGGUGUGUCCUGUAGGAAUUUACCACAUUUUAAAUUUGGAUAAUACCUGGAGGUAUCAUUCAAUAUGUUCUUUCUCCCCAAAUUUCUUGUAAGCUGAUGGCGCUAGAGAAUGGACUGAUUUUGAACUCAGUAUUUUUGGCAAGAAUAUUUCCUAAGUGCUACUGUGUUCUUCCUGUUGCUUAAUAUCAAGAAGUAUGUGGUGUGUUUGUGCCAUUUUGAGUAAGUUUCAAUGGGUUUGAUCCUGUUCAUGAUAAUCAUGACGGUAGUCAUUGUUAAUACUCUAUUAAAUCAGCAUCUAUUUGUUAUACUUGAAGUGCAGUCUAAGGAGAAAUGGCAAUAAAAAUGCUAGCUUUUUUUCCUCUUUUUAAGUCAGUUUUCAGAAUGAGUUGAAGUGAUUGAGGGCUUUUUAAAAUAUCAUAGAUGUUUGUAUUUCAUGUAUUUUGACCUAUUACAAUCAUCAUUUUUUACUUUAAAACUGUCCCACCUUUAGUGGAUAUACCUUCAAGUCGGCUCCUGUGUCGUCUUUUUUUUUCCCCUAAGUUUUAUUUAUUUCUUUGUAAGGCAGAGUUGCAGAGAAAGGGAGAGACAGAGAGAUAGAGAGAUCUCCUAUCUGCUGCUUCACUACGCAAAUGGCCAGGACUGAGCCAUUGGAUCCAGAUCUCCCACAUUGGGUGACAGGGGCCCAACAGGGAGCUGGAUCAGAAGUGGAGCAGCGAGGACUGCCAGUUUGAGUCCUGGCUUCUCUGCUUCGAUGCAGCUCCCUGAUGAUGGCCUGGGAAAGCAGUAGAGGAUGACCCAAGUACUUGGGCUCCUGCACCCUCAUGGCAGACCAGGAAGAAGCUCCUGGCUCCUGGCUUCCAAUUGUUCUAGCUCUGGCCAUAGCAGCCAUUUGGGGAGUGAACCAGCAGAUAGAAGACCUCUUUCUGUAUAUAACUCUGCCUCUCAAGUAAAUAAAUAAGUCUUUAAAAAAAAAUAAUAAGUACUAGGGACUGGCGCCGUGGCUCACUUUGUUAAUCCUCUGCCUGUGGCGCCUGCAUCCCAUAUGGGCACCGGUUCUAGUCCCAGUUGCUCCUCUUCCAGUCCAGCUCUCUGCUGUGGCCCGGGAGGGCAGUGGAGGAUGGCCCAAGUGCUUGGGCCCCUGCACCCGCAUGGGAGACCAGAUCGGAGCAGUGCCGGCCGUAGUGGCCUUUUGGGGAGUGAACCAACGGAGGGAAGACCUUUCUCUCUCUCUCUCGCUCUCACUGUCUAUAAUUCUACCUGUCAAAUAAAAAAAAAAAGUACUAAAAAGUUCAUAUCAAUUAAGAAAAUAGUUUUUAAAGGAAAGAUUAUAUUUUUUUCUUGCUGGUGUUUUAAAUUAAAUCUAUAUUAUCCAAUGAACCAUACAUGAAGAUUCAUUGACAUUUUCCUUGAUAGCUUAAACUAGAACUAGCUGCAGUUAAAACCCGGAUUCUAAUUCUAUAGACAGGGCCACCUCUAACAAUAUUAAAAUAAAACUGUAUUAUUCCAUGGCUUACAGAAGAAUUCUCCAAUAACCAUGGGAAUGCUUGUGGUAUGAAGACAGCAUCUUAAAUCUCUAUGCAAGUCGUACACAAAGUGUUAUUGCAAUGAAAAAAUAGUGUUGUGAAUAAUACCUGCUCACAGCUCAAGACACUUGAUGUAUCUUGGACCUCAGUGUUUGUUGGAUUUUGCAAUUUCAGGAGAAAGAUUUGUAUUUUUUUUAAGUUCUAUAUAUUUCUGUACAUUCUACUUGAUGUCAACUCUGUAUUCUUAGGUUGUAGGGUUCCAUUAAAAAAAAUAAAUAAUCUCAGUCCCUCCUCUCUCCACCCCCCUCCCCCCCACACUCAUUUUGUAUAAUAUGGUAAUGAUAUCACCGUAGCAGUAAUUACGGGUCAUCUUCAUUUCUUUCAUCUCUGCCUGUUCUGAUGGCUUCAUUCCUUUGACGGAAAAGAUUUGGCUCUGGGUGCUAUGAUUAUUUUGUUAAGCGUUAUUCGAAUAGACAGGAGUGAGAGAAAUUAAUCAAUCCAAAUGCAAUUAGCAUCAUGUUUAACCCAGUGAUGGACGUCUCAAGGUGAAACAGCCAGGGGAGUUUCAGACAUUAUUAUUCAAUCCAGUGGUUCUUAUCUAAAUCAUAAUCAAGAGAGGUUUGUCUUGGCCUCUCCGUGUAAAGAUGUAACUCUUUCCCUGCCCUGGUUGGGUCAAGAAGAACGGCUUUCAUCCUCUGUAGACUCUUGCUGCUGCCGGCACCUUGAAGAGGGCUGGACCAAGCCGGGAAGCCGUCUGCACACCCACGUCAUUUGAAAUUACACAUACUCUGAUCUUGCUCCGAUUUUCCCGAGAGUCGAAUCUAGCCUAAGAAUAAAUUGUGCUGUUCAACUUGGCAACACAUUUUGUGUGCUGGUCAAGUCACUUUGACUAGUUGUUCUGUCUUAACCUUACAUGGUAGAUUAUUAUAGUGAUUCUCACUUUAAGGAUGAGGAUAUUAAGACUGUGUGAAGCUACUAGCCUUUGGCUAUGAUGCUAUAAUAAGGGUUUCACCAGGAUGUAUCACUGUGUAAAGACCCUGAAACAUGAAUGUUCUGCACAAAUUUAUGAGUCCUUAAUAAAAGUUCUGGCCCCCAGAGUAUUAAUCCAUUGCUUUGAUCUCAUUGCCUUUCCCUCAGUUGAGUUUUACCCUUGAAAAGGGAAUUAAGUGAAACUGUGCAAUAGGCCUGUGAGGCUCUCUGAAAAAGAAGCAAAAUACAAGCAGGAAGUUGUUAGCUCUCAUUUCUUGAAUGCAAAUCUUUUGAGUUUUUGGUGGUGGUGGUGGUUUGAUUUGGUUUGGUUUGUAGUAGGGAGAAAGAUGAUAGAGAAAGAUUGCACAUUCGAAGUCUUGUCUUGUUUGGCUUUAAAAGGGGGCACUGCAAAGGAGCUGAUGGAGAAACACAGGCUUUCACCUGAAUACAGCAUUUUUCAAGUCCCUGACAAUUAAGAUUCUUCCACUUCUGCCUUCAAUCUUCAGGCAUCAUGGCUGACACUUCCCAUAUUUUAUGUUCCUGCUGGAUGCUUUAUAUUCUGAAAAUAAAUCUGUUGGCUGGAUAUUCCUGUCCUUUUUUUUUUUCCUCUUGUGAAAAGCCAUUAAAAUUAUUUUCCAUAUUGGAACUGUCCAAAUUUGUUUACCUGCACACUGAGUCCUGGCUUUUCUUUUUCGUAUUACCUCUUGGAUAAACCAUUCUCUAGAAAUGUCUUUACUUGUGAAUAAAAGAAAAAAUGUUUGUUUUAAAACUAUCUUCGUCGGGCCGGCGCUGUGGCGCUGGCAUCCCAUAUGGGUGACGGAAUCUGGUCCUGGUUGCUCCUCUUCCAGUCCAGCUCUCUGCUGCGGCCCGGGGGGCAGUGAAGGAUGGCCUAAGUGCUUGGGCCCUGCACCCGCAUGGGAUACCAGGAGGAAGCACCUGGCUCCUGGCUUCGGAUCGGUGUAGCUCUGGUUGUAGCAGCCAUUUUGGGGGGUGAACCAACAGAAUGAAGACCAUUCUCUUUGUCUCUCACUGUCUGUAACUCUACCUGUCAAAUAAAAAAAAAUUUUAAAAUUAUCUUUGUCCACAGUCACUGGGAAGAGCUCUGUUCUUAGACACCCCACCCUUCUGGUAGAAAAACUCCUGUUUUUCAAGGGAAAAAACAAUCUAUUAGAGCCAAUAGAAAGGGAAUCCUGGAAUUUGUGUUCCUAAAAAGGCUCUUUUUUUUUUUUUUUUUUUAAAGAAUUCUGAAGAUGAAAAUUUUUGAGUCUAUGAUAGUUUGGUCACAGAUACAGCACCCAGAUUUAUAAUAUUUUAAUUUCCCUUUUGAAAUUUCUUUUUGACAGGCAGAGUGGGCAGUGAGAGAGAGAGAGACAGAAAAGGUCUUCCAUUUGCCAUUGGUUCACCCUGCAAUGGCCGCCGCGGCCGGUGUGCUGCAGCCGGCGCACCGCGCUGAUCCGAAGGCAGGAGCCAGGUGCUUCUCCUGGUCUCCCAUGGGGUGCAGGGCCCAAGGACUUUUGCCA